Mesoplodon densirostris (Blainville's beaked whale) is the source of this 4877-nucleotide messenger RNA. RefSeq names its product ectonucleotide pyrophosphatase/phosphodiesterase 4 (gene ENPP4). Bases 265 to 1635 code for a protein of 456 amino acids. NCBI's taxonomy places the organism in Eukaryota, Metazoa, Chordata, Mammalia, Artiodactyla, Ziphiidae. The record is from RefSeq and is a predicted model, not a curated record. The transcript has 4 exons.
CUGUAAAACUGUUCCGCAGUCGCGCGCGGGGCAGCCGAGCACCCUCGGAGCGCCUCGGGUAGCGCGAAUCUCAGGGAGGAAGGGGCUGUUAAGAGAGGGGGCGCCCGCUAGUGCGCAGGCGCCUCAGGAAGAGCUUGGUCUGGCUCCUGCGACUUCAGGUCUCCGUCGCUCCCAAGACCCAGGAGCGCCGGGUUCCGCGCGCGCCGGGUUCCGCGUGCUGCAGGGAAGCGGCGGUAGCGGGAACCCUGACUGCCCUCCUUCAGCAUGUUCACUAUGAAGUUAUUGCUGAUAUUUUUGUUUUCUGGACUUAUAACUGGUUGUAGAGUGAACUCUUCCUGUACUUUGCCACCCAAGUUACUACUGGUAUCCUUUGAUGGCUUCAGAGCUGACUAUCUACACAACUAUGAAUUUCCUCAUCUCCAGAAUUUUAUCAAAGAAGGUGUCUUGGUAGAGCAGGUUAAAAAUGUCUUUAUCACAAAAACAUUUCCAAACCACUACAGCAUUGUGACAGGCCUGUAUGAAGAAAGCCAUGGCAUUGUGGCUAAUUCCAUGUAUGAUGUCAUCACAAAGAAACAUUUUUCUGACAUUAAUGACAAGGAUCCUUUUUGGUGGAAUGAGGCAGUCCCUAUUUGGGUGACCAAUCAGCUUCAGGAAAACAGAUCAAGUGCUGCUGCUAUGUGGCCUGGUACCGACGUGCCCAUUCACAAUACCACACCUUCCUAUUUCAUGAAUUACAGCCCCUCAGUGUCAUUUGAGGAGAGACUCAGUAAUGUCUCCACGUGGCUGAGCAAUUCGAACCCACCUGUCACCUUUGCAGCACUCUAUUGGGAAGAGCCAGACGCAAGUGGCCACAAAUAUGGCCCUGAAGAUAAAGAAAACAUGCGCCGAGUGUUGAAAGAAAUAGAUGACCAUAUCGGUGAGCUAGUUCACAAACUCAAGGUGUUAGGACUCUGGGAAGACCUUAAUGUGAUCAUUACAAGUGAUCAUGGGAUGACCCAGUGUUCUAAGGACAAGCUGAUAAACUUGGAUCUCUGCAUCGACCCCUCAGACUACACUCUUAUAGACUUGACCCCAGUUGCUGCAAUACUUCCCAAAAUAAACAGAACAAAGGUUUAUAACAAACUGAAAAUCUGUGACCCUCACAUGAAUGUUUAUCUCAAAGAAGACAUUCCUGCCAGGUUUCAUUACCAACAUAACGAUCGAAUUCAACCUAUUAUUUUGGUUGCUGAUGAAGGCUGGACAAUUGUGCUAAAUAAAUCAUCACCAAAAUUAGGUGACCAUGGUUAUGAUAAUUCUUUGCCUAGUAUGAAUCCGUUUCUAGCUGCCCACGGUCCUGCAUUUCACAAAGGCUACCAGCACAGCACCAUUAACAUUGUGGAUAUUUAUCCAAUGAUGUGCCACAUCCUGGGAUUAAAGCCACAUCCCAAUAAUGGAACCUUUGGUCAUACUAAGUGUUUGUUAGUGGACCAGUGGUGCAUUAAUCUCCCAGAAGCCAUAGGGAUUGUUAUCGGUGCGCUCUUGGUCUUAACCACUCUGACCUGCCUCAUCAUAAUCAUGCAGAAUAGACUCUCUGGACCCCGGCCAUUUUCCCGACUUCAGCUACAAGAUGAUGAUGAUGAUCCUUUAAUUGGGUGACAUGUGCUGGGGUUUAUACAAAGUGGCUGUAAUUAGGACACACCCAAGGAAUGGUGUUACAACUAUGAAAAAGUAUACUUUGAAAGACAAAGAUCUUAGGCCAAGCAUGCUACAAUUAUUUUGUUUUUCCUUGUGUUUUGUUUUGCAGCAUUAGCUAAUAUAAAAAACUCUGACCAUAGAAAAAAUUGCUAGUAAAUCAUUAGUUAACACCAACUGUUUCCCUAACUAGAAAGGUUUUUUUUUUAAGAAAAAUACUGCCUUUGCCUUUUUUUUUUUUUUGCAAUGAAGAUUAGACACAUCUUUAGAUGAAAAUAUGCAAAAAUUUAGUGGGUAUGCUUUUUGAAUAAAUUUUUACAUUUGUAAAUUAUACAACAGAAAUCUUUAUAAAAUGUGUGGAUUUUGUGUAUCAGGAAGGAAAACUUUCUUAUAUUUUUAUAUGUGCCUUUAAUAGAGUUUGUAUCCCAAGUAAACCCUUGAGGUAGGAAAUUCUCUGUGAUGGUUAGUUAAAAUGGAUCAAGCAGGCAGAAAAGAUCUAGCAUUAUGAAGAAAUUAUUUUAAGAAAAACUAUUAUAGAAAACAAGCAAAGACCCUGUGAUACAAAGCCUAAGUCUUCUUCACCAGUGUGUCUUUGUUAAGACCCUUAAGCUAUUGAAGCCUCAAAAGUUAAAUCUUUUGAAGAGUAUUGCUAAGAAGAAAUUAAGAAAAUAGGGAAAAGUGCUUUUCUCACUUUGUAGUCAAUGCCUUUGUGUAAGUUAUUUAAUUGUGUGUAUGUAUGUGCCAGUGUGUUGCAUGUAUGUGUGUACAGACUUUGUGUGACUUAUAGCAGGUGGUGGGAGGUGAAUGGCCUGGGAGCAGCCUCCCAUAUCCCCAUAGAACCCAGCUCUCAGGAAAGGUUAUAAUUGCACUUCACUUUCGUGUACUUUCUUCUAACUCACAGGGUAAAAUCAUAAUUUUUAAAAAUUCGUUAAUUUUUGUUACCAUUUUUAACUUUCUCAUGUUGUUUUUUGUAACCAGAGGUCUCCAGGCGCUGCCGAGAAAUGUAUGACCUGACUACAAAUCUGGUUUUGAUUGGGUCAGAAUGAGGAAAAGAGAUUUUUCUAUUUACCUUUGGGAAUUUUAUGCCUUACUUUUUAGGCUAUAGGGUAGCUAAAUUUAAAAUGGAAUUUAGUAUCUUUUGAUCUUUUACAUGAAUCAUAUGUUAAGUGGCUGAAGAAACUCUCAGGACUCUGUUAACCUUCAGUAGCCUGAAUGCUGCCUCUGCGUUUUUCUCCCAUAUUUGGUUCAUAGAAAUAAUCACUCUGCUCAUAUUUUUUAAAACAUACUUGUUCAGAGUGAAGGAUUUGUUGUGAAUAACUGUUAUCCUAGCUUUGCUAAGUGGUACAUUCUAACAAUCAUAAUUAGUAGGAAGAAACUGAAUUGUGGCAGACGAGAUUCCAUCUGUUAGAGGAAAAAUUGGGUUCAAGAACCAUUCAUCAACAGCUGAGGCAAGCACUUAAUAUUACUAGUGCGAUCUUUAAAGUUUUGACAAUAUAAAAUAAACUAGGGAACUGUUUUACAGAUACAAAGAUAACCUGCAGUAAAUAUGCAGCCCACUUAAAUGUUGAUUAUCUGUGGUGGUCAAGAACAGUGGUGCCAGUCAUCAAACAUAUAAUUCAUCCUGUGGUCAUUGCUGAUCUCCUGAUCCUGGCAUUUGGUGCCUAUUGUACUUGGGGUUCUUGAGAAGCAUUUCUACACCCUGCAUGAAUAGUCCAUGCAUGCAGUCGUAGGUGGCUGUAUUAAGAACAGCAUAAUAAACAAAUAAAACCACCAGGACUCAUUUUGCUUUUUGACAGAUUUUAUUUCUGAUGUUUUUGCCUCACAUAAAAGUUAUCCUAAAGGUUAAUAGUUGAUCUGAACAAAAUAAUAGAAUAAUUUCUUUCUACUUCCAUUUCCAUUAAAAAAAAAAAGACAGGAGAACAGUCACAUUUAAAGCAGUGAGCAUUUUUUUGAAAUGUCUAAAAUACUAAUUGAGGAGAGCUUGGUCUUUGCAGUGGUGUGAGCUUUAGUGGUUGUACUGGCUUGAUUGGCAGUUAUGAGUUUCAGAAAUCGGUCCAUAGCAUCCAUCCUGUGAGUGGAUUUUACGGAGGAUGGAAUAGGAAGGGAUGCCCCAUCAGUGUCUCAGCCGUUUGAACAAAAGACCUAUUUGUCUUGUUCUUUAUUUCAUUCUCAAAAUACUAACUUGAAUUAAAAUUGUAAAUGUUUGGGCUUCCCUGGUGGCGCAGUGGUUGAGAGUCCGCCUGCCGAUGCAGGGGACAUGGGUUCGUGCCCCGGUCCAGGAAGAUCCCACAUGCCGCGGAGCGGCUGGGCCCGUGAGCCAUGGCCACUUGAGCCUGCGCGUCUGGAGCCUGUGCUCCGCAACGGGAGAGGCCACAACAGUGAGAGGCCCGCGUACCGCAAAAAAAAAAAAAAAUUGUAAAUGUUUUAUGUAUAUGUUGAUGGGACAAGAAGAGUAUUUAAUCAAAGAGAUGUUUAUAUAUUAUUAUAUUGAACUUAUGUUAAUUCAGUUGUAUCUUUAAAAAUGAUCACUUAAAGCCAAUGACUCCUCUAGUACACUGAGAAAAUAUUUCAGUAAAGCCAGCCUUUUUCACUUGGUGUGUAUUUUGUUAAAUAAUUGACUAAUAUGCUUCUGUGUUUUCUGGGUGGUAGAAAGUAUUUGGCUCCAGGAAGGAUUUAACUGUUUAUGACAAUACUCAAAGGUAAUAGGAAAACUUUUUAGUAAGUUUGUUAAUUCAGUGAGUGAAUUCAGAAUAAGUACAUUUACUUAUGUAAAUGUAGGGACAGUUCUGCUGCUAUUAUUAAUGUGCAAGUUCUUCUGGUAAACAGCAAUAGAAUAAAAAUUACUUCAGUCCUCUGUACCACUGGUUUUGUGUUAUUGUUCCAUUAAGCUUGGUAUAUGAAUUGAAAGAUACUUGGAACAUUAAAGGAUUAAAAAAACCUUUGCCUUGUUCUUGGGUAUUUCCUUCUCUUGCCCGUAUCUGGUAAGCUUUAAGGAUAAUUGCAUUUAAUACCUUUUAUUUGGAGGUUUUUACUUCAUUGUGAGUAUAUAAAGCUACAAAUGAAGGACAAAGAUGAGAUGGGAAAUGUGUAUUUAUUGUAAAUUCCUAAAAUACUAUGUAAAUAAAUGACAUGAGUGUGCUUUAAAGAAAUUUGUGUGUAGUGCCUUAAGUUAAAUAUAUUUUGACCAUAUUGUUUGAAUUCAUAGU